Microthlaspi erraticum is the source of this 756-nucleotide messenger RNA. The record is from the annotation of a GenBank genome assembly. Lineage: Eukaryota; Viridiplantae; Streptophyta; Magnoliopsida; Brassicales; Brassicaceae.
AUGAAGCUUCUAUUCCCAAAGGAGCUUAUUGAUGAGAAUCUAGAAGGAUUCAAGGAGAAAGUGACAAGAACUCUAAAGCUUUUUCCUAAGGCAGUAGUGCCAAGGGACAUUCAUGGAGAGAUUGUCUAUCCAGCUGUGAAUCACCCACCAGAUACUCAUUGCAAGGAGAAAAGACUUGGAGGAUCAAAGAUGCCUCUUGAUAGAAGGAGAAAAAGGUGUGAAAACACAAUCCGCGCCAAACAUUGGCCGCGGACGCGCAAAGAAAUUUUGGCCGAGCAAUUCCAAUCUGGCCGACCGUACGGUCGAGCCGGGAAGGAAAAGCCGUGCUCGGCCGGAUUGCUCCAUCGCGCGACAGAAACCGUUCGCGCGGCACGCACGAACCGGAGAAGAAAGGCCGCGAUCGGCCAUGUAUCGGAACGGACCGACCGUGCCGGUCGAUCCGGGAAACAAACUCGGCCUCGGCCGAAAUCUCUCGCCAAACAAAUUUGGCCGACCAAAUCGCUCGACCGCGACAAAAUCCAUCGGCCAUCGGCCCAAAACUUUUCUAGGCCAAGGUACACAAUGGCAAAGACAAAAGGAAAUGAGAGUAUGAAGAAGAAGAAGAACCCAUUCAUGCAACCACCAAAGAAGCAAAUCAAGCUAGGGAGUAGUAGCUCCAAUGCAAGAGCAGCAAUACCAACUUCACCACAUUCCAUUGAUGCAAUCAAGAACAUGUGGAGAGUCCAAGAAGAGGAGAAGAUGAUUGGGCACUUGUAA